Populus nigra (black poplar) is the source of this 1624-nucleotide messenger RNA. RefSeq lists its product as uncharacterized. The coding region runs from base 87 to 1211 and encodes 374 amino acids. The transcript is spliced from 7 exons. The record is from RefSeq and is a predicted model, not a curated record. Lineage: Eukaryota; Viridiplantae; Streptophyta; Magnoliopsida; Malpighiales; Salicaceae.
ACAUGUGAAGAUAAUAGAAGGGAUAAGAUACCCUUUAUCACGAAGUUUAGCCACAUGUAAGUUGCCUACUACGGGAGAGCUCUAACAUGGGAGAAAAAAUGUUGGAGAUGCUAGAAAUUGGACCCUGUGAUAAUCCCUACCAGAUGGGAUUCUUAACAGGGCAGAGGUUUUCUAAAAAGAUUAGAAGCAGGUUAUCUUCUGACCUCGUUCUUCAAAAUCAGCUCCUUCCUUUUGCUAAAACACCAGAAUCACAGGCACUGAUUAAAGCACUCACCAUUAACAACCAAAAGAAAUUUCCAAAAUACUGGGAUGAGCUAUUAGGGACUGCAGAAGGAAGUGGAGUGCCUGUUCUUUAUAUGAUAUUAAUCAACUUCAGAAAGGAGAUUCUUCCGUUUCUUCCAAAGAGUACUGCAGCAAAUUCAAAUGCAGACACCAGCCUUUACAACACGCCGGAUGACUGUUCUGAUGUUCUUGUUGUUAGUGAUUCUAUGGCCAUUGCAGCACAUAAUGAAGAUGCAAAUGUUGCCCUAGUUGGCCACACGUAUAUAAUCAAGGCAACUUUGCCAAAUGGGUUAUCCUUUGUUGGCUACACAUAUGCAGGAGAGCUUCCAAGCUGUGCGUUUGGGUUCAACAGUAAUGGACUGGCAUUUACGCUAAACUCAGUGCCCCCAUCUGAAGCUGAGAUUGUCGCUGGUGGGAUUGGACGGAACUUCAUCUCACGAGACCUCCUCGAAGCAACAAGCAUCGAUGAUGCGUUGAGUAAAAUACAAUCUUCAGAAGUUUCUGUAGGGCACAGUUAUAAUCUUAUUAACAUAGGAACGCGGAGGAUUUUGAAUGUUGAGACCGCAUCAAGGAAUCGAGUUUCUGUUCAUGAAGUUGGGGCAACACCAUUCUUCCAUGCAAACAUGUAUCUCCACCUUCAAGUUGAGCAGGUCGAUGAUGAUAACUCGAAGAGCAGGCAAGAAAGAGCAGCUGUGCUACCGAAAAGAUCAAAAGAUGAUUUCCUGUCACUUCUUGGGGACACGGAUCAUGACAGAUACCCAAUUUACAUGACAGGUCCAACACUAUACACUCUAUGCACAGCUAUGAUUGAUCUGGAUGACAAAACACUAUCAAUUAUUGAAGGAAAUCCAAAGAAUGGAAAAGUUGCCUACAUUUUCUCCAUGUCCUCAAAAGAGUUAAGUCACAGAAAGAUCAACCAGUAUCACUGAAGUUGAUGUAGAAAUCUCUUGUAUCUGACGAUCUUACGCAGUAAUUUUCACUUAGAGCCCCCUCUUCUUCAGUAAUAUUUACUUGCCAUAUUGGCCGUAUUUUCAGGUCCAACACUAUACACUCAAUGUAUGAUUGAUCUGGACGAAAAAACACUAUCAAUUAUUGAAGGAAAUCCAAAGAAUGGAAAAGUUGCCUACAUUCUCUCCUGGUCCUCAAAAGAGUUCACGUCGCAGAAAGAUCAACCAGUAUUACUGAAAUUGAUAUAGAAAUCACUUGUAUCUGAUGCUUUUAUGCAGAUUCAUAGAGGCCCAACAUGUGGCCAUCUAUACACCGCAUUGCUGCAACCUGAUCAAAAGCAAUUUGUACAAGAUCUUAAAACCCUUUAUAACAAUUCCAAAAAAUAUUUUAAAUA